AUGGCGAACGAUGAUACUCAGAUAAACUUGGAAACUAUCUCUCAUGAAACUUGGUCGUCCAACUACCCAUUAGGGAUGAGACCACCGCCAAGCUAUUUGAGGUCAAUUCUGACUCCAGUUACUCUGAUUCCCAUCCUUUCAUGGUUAGGGACUUCACUAGCGUCUGCAAUAAUGACCAACUACCCGUCUGGUUUGUUGGAGGGCGAGUCGGGUGCAACAGCAGGGUCGAUGGAUUCUGAGAGCAUUAAGUUUGGCCCUUAUAAAAUCGACCCGAAGGAAGUGUUUUACGCUACUCAGCUUUCAUAUGCUUUGGUUAAUCUUCGCCCUGUCGUUCCUGAUCUCACUGCUGACGAGGUUAGUGAUCUGUGGUUAUCUGCACAAAAGAUCGGGUCCCGACUUGAGACCUAUCACAAGGCAUCUUCACUUACAUAUGCAAUCCAAGAUGGGCCCCAGGCUGGUCAGACUGUUCCACACGUUCAUAUUCACAUCCUCCCUCGCAAAAACGGCGAUUUUGAGAAAAACGAUGAGAUUUAUGAUGCUAUUGAUCUGAAGGAAAAGGAAUUGAAGCAAAAUCUUGAUCUGGACAAAGAGAGGAAGGACAGAAGCAUGGAGGAGAUGGCCGAGGAGGCCGAUUCUUACAGGAAACUUUUAUUAUAG
This is a messenger RNA of Striga hermonthica, 657 nucleotides long. NCBI's taxonomy places the organism in Eukaryota, Viridiplantae, Streptophyta, Magnoliopsida, Lamiales, Orobanchaceae. The record is from the annotation of a GenBank genome assembly.